AUGGAACGAAGUCUACUGCAGUGCACGCGUUCUUUCUCAAGAUGUAUAGCUCAAACUUCAUGUCGCAAUCCGCCAAAACAGAUACGCUUGGCGAUCGCAUCGGCACGACAAGCACGCUCUUUACACACAACACGCCCCGCCCUCCUCCAAUCCAAACCUCCCAAAUCGCGCGAUCGCGGCCCCAAGAGCAACGAAGACACACAAACCGACUUCAGCGCUCUUGACGUGCUACGAAAUACCGUUGCGCCUGCCACAUCAAUCGAUGCCUGCACGGGCGAUGGCUUCGCGCUCAACAACCAGAUGCGUAUAAGUGGUUGUGGAAUCCUCUUAAUAGGCGGUGAAGCGUAUCGAUGGCGACCCUGGUUACGUCCAGGAAGAAAGGAAGGCACUAUUGCUGAAGGAGGCACAGGUGAUGACGUGAUGACGGGCAAACUGCUGAAUGCAAAGGGACAGUGGGAAGUGCAGGAGCAGGCUUGGGGAGUGCUGGAGUUGCUAUAUCCGAAGCCUGACCUGCUCAUCAUCGGUACCGGUCCCAAUACUAUCCCUCUUGCGCCUGCGGUUCGCAAAUACCUCAACGACCUGGGUAUACGACUAGAGGUUCAGGAUACGAGGAACGCGGCAGCGCAGUUCAACCUGCUUGCGACGGAGAGGGGCGUAGGACAGGUUGCUGCCGCGCUCAUACCUUUUGGCUGGAGAGAGGGUCGAGGAAUCUCGGGGUAG
Messenger RNA from Alternaria atra, 720 nucleotides. RefSeq lists its product as uncharacterized. The transcript has 2 exons. Gene Ontology annotation, cellular component: mitochondrial inner membrane. The record is from RefSeq and is a predicted model, not a curated record. Lineage: Eukaryota; Fungi; Ascomycota; Dothideomycetes; Pleosporales; Pleosporaceae. Bases 1 to 720 code for a protein of 239 amino acids. Gene Ontology annotation, biological process: mitochondrial respiratory chain complex I assembly.